AUGGCCAACUUUGCCAAUGCCCAGGGUACCCUUGACAUUCGCAUCGACAACACUUUCAAAUUCCCCAACCAGUGUGAACCUAGUCAGACAUCUUCAAGGCCAAAGUACUUUAUAGCGUUCUGUCAACUUGAACCUGGUGUCGCCGUGGACAGGAGCACGAUCGGCCGAGUUUUGGAGGUAGACACCACCGGCGCAGCCAUCCGAAAUGCAACUUUCAUCCUCGCCAACAAUGGUACGUAUGAACCUGACGAACAGGUUGAACCGAACGGCGUGAAGUGGAACAUUUGGGAACAUUGA
Messenger RNA from Colletotrichum orchidophilum, 297 nucleotides. RefSeq lists its product as uncharacterized. The record is from RefSeq and is a predicted model, not a curated record. The transcript is spliced from 2 exons. The coding region runs from base 1 to 297 and encodes 98 amino acids. Lineage: Eukaryota; Fungi; Ascomycota; Sordariomycetes; Glomerellales; Glomerellaceae.